AUGUGCAGCACCCUCCACAGGCCUGCCUCACACAGGAACUGCAUCACAGAGACUUGUGCCCUGCAGUGGCGCGUGGGACCCUGGUCACAGUGCACUGCCACCUGCGGUCGCCAUGGUUUCCAGUCACGCCAUGUGACCUGUGCCCACCGCCGCAGUGGCAAGCCUGCCCGUGAGCACCACUGUACAUGGAGGCCUCGUCCUCCCAGUUGGCAACGAUGCAACAUCCUGUCCUGUGGAAGAGGCGAGUGUCGGGACAGUACCAGGUAUUGUGAGAAGGUUCGGCAGCUGGAGCUCUGUUCCCUGCUCCAGUUCAAGACCCGCUGCUGCCAGUCCUGCCGAGACAUCUGAAGGAAAGGAAGUGACAGGUGGAUAGACAAUUAUUGUUAAACCAUGGACUGCCACACAGAUUAGCGAACAGUAUUGUUUAAUACCACUGGCUAUUCUACUAUAGGUUCAUUAUUUAAAGCCACACUCCUUAA
This is a messenger RNA of Coregonus clupeaformis (lake whitefish), 479 nucleotides long. RefSeq names its product ADAMTS-like protein 1. Bases 1 to 348 code for a protein of 115 amino acids. Lineage: Eukaryota; Metazoa; Chordata; Actinopteri; Salmoniformes; Salmonidae. The transcript is spliced from 3 exons. The record is from RefSeq and is a predicted model, not a curated record.